Molecule: messenger RNA, 1131 nt
Organism: Arachis duranensis
Lineage: Eukaryota; Viridiplantae; Streptophyta; Magnoliopsida; Fabales; Fabaceae
Exons: 2
Coding region: 1-1131 (376 amino acids)
Source: RefSeq, a predicted model, not a curated record
AUGAGAAAUAAUGACAACGGGGUGACAUUUGAGUGUGAGAAUUCGAUACUGUUGCGCACUCAACGUGUAAGUAUGUUGUCAGAGUUGAAGAGUUUGAUAUUGAGCAACUUCGGUGGUAUAGAAGCGAGGGAGGUCAGAAGGAUAGGGUAUAAGUUGCUAGCAAAUAUGGGUAAUAGAGUUUUCCGGUUUCGACAAUUUCGCCUUUUAGGGGACGAGCAUGUUCGACUCAUGUUCGACAUCCAUGGGAGGAUCAUGGCGGAACAGGUGAUGGAGCUUUACGCCAAAGUUGGAGAUAUUGGUGGUGGUGGUUCUGUACAUUCGACCAAUGUCCAGGACGAUCGACCUCUUGCACCACCACCGAUCCAUCUCGCCAUUCCAGUUGACGAGGCGGAGGAGGGCGACGAGGAGUUAAACGAAGAAUACAUGGCGAAUAGUGCCAACAGUGAUUCUUCCGAAAGGGGCGAUGAGGAGGAGUUUGUACCCGAGACGCUCGCCCAGACUGUGGCACACCAUGUCUUACCUCCACCUCACCCAAUUCCGACGCUAUCGGCAGUGCCAAGUCACUAUCAUAGUCUGGAUCUUGACGCCAUGCAUGAGAGGACUCCAUUUUCUAACACAAGAGAAAAAGAUUACAACUUGGACAGUGGGGUAGAGUUUCGGGUCGGCCAUAGGUUCAAAUGCCGAGAUGCAGUGCUACAGGGUGUGAAGAACUAUAGUAUUUGCAGGAGUGCUGAGUACCGGGUGAUCGAAUCGGACCGAUUAAAGUACCAUGUGCAGUGCCGGCAAGCUGCAAAUGGGUGUCAAUGGAGCCUCUGUGUGGCCCUUCGACAGAACUUCGGAUACUGUGAGGUUCGGAGGGUUGGUGGAGUGUACAGUUGUUUAGAACUCACCAUGUCUCAAGACCAUCGUCAGUUAGACAGCAGUCUCAUCUGCAGGAUCAUAUUGCUAUUGAUACAGUCCAACUCUUCCAUCAGCAUUUCAGUGUUGCAAGGUGUGGUAUGGGCGAGCUAUCACUUCAAACCCUCCUACAGAAAGGUAUGGAUGGCGAAGAAGAAAGCAAUUGCACAGAUCUACAGGGAUUGGAAAGAGUCAUACAAUAUGGUGCCGAAGCUGCUUCAGGCACUACAGUAG